ACUUGUGAUUUACAAUGCCAUCAUUAUUAAUAGUUUACAGACUGUGGAUUCCGUUGAAUGCAGCUGCACAACACCAAUCGAGCCAACCAUCAUAGGAAUGUAGCAGUAAUGGAACUCCGGUCCGUGGCUGCUUUAUGGAUUUAAUUAAUUCUUUUGAUGUGAAACAAAGGGUAUUAUAUUGAAUGAUGGCCUUUCAAGGAAAUGAAUGUGUUUGGAUAUUACUCCUGGCAUUUACAACUAUAAAUCUCCAAGACUAUGCAACAGAUGGCAGGGAAGAUUUUAUUCCUAAACAACCCAAUGUUACAAUAUCAAACUAUGGCUUCUUAUCUAUCAAUAUUUCAUGGGAUGCAGAAGAAAUAGCUGAAAAAGGACAUUUAAGUGUUUGCUAUAACUUAACCUAUCAAUUCCUGGAUAGAAGACCAACAUGGAUAAUAUCGAAAAAAAAUUAUCGCACAUUUAAACUGAACAUGCAGUCUAGAUUGUUUGGGUCAGUUUCAACAGCACUUUGCAAAGGGAAUCAAGUACAUAUUCAAAGCAAGCCAGCAGAAUUUGUUUACAACACCCCACAAGUUUACAUCAACAAUGUGUCAUGUGUACUAUUCAACAUCACCAAUCUAAACUGUUCCUGGAACUUUAGAACAGAUGCCCCUGAGGACAUCAACUAUUCCUUUGCUGUAAGGUUAAAGUCUAAAUGGUUGAUUUGUAAGCACUAUUUAAACCAACAUAAAAAGAAUGUUGGCUGUUACAUGCAUGAUGUGGUUUCGGACAAUAAAGACAACAUCAGAAUUUUGAAUAGGAUAAGGAUUGGAUUCUUUAGUGAGUCACAUAAUUUCUCAAAAACAUUCAGUCCAGAAGUUGUAGAAAUACUUAACCCUCCAAGAAAAAUUCUAGUGCUAUCAGAAAAUGGGAAUACUAUCAUAAAAUGGCUUCCACCAGAAAGCAUAACAAAUGAUGACUUUGAAGAAGGAUUAACAUCAUCAUAUGAUCCUACAGAAGAGGAAAAUAAUUUUAUGUAUGAAAUAAGAGUUAUUGAAAACAAAUCAAAAAUGAUAUUCAGGCAAACAAAUGUUAUUGAAAAAGAACAAAUAUUUACAGAUCUGGCGAAGAGCAAACAAUAUUAUAUUCAAAUAAGGGCAAGGCACAGGCAUGAAGUUAGCAAAUUUUGGGGAGAAUGGAGUGAACCAGUAUACAUAAACAAAGACUAUACUGUGUUUCCAAAAUGGAUCUUAAUUGUGAUUGUACCAGCUCUGUUUGCCACCCUUAGUUUCUACUUAUGCAAAAGAUAUAUAAAAAAGCUGCUUGUUUCACCAGUUCCACAUCCAUCUCAAAAUAUUAAAAAUUGGUUGUAUAUGGAUUGGUCUAAUGAUAACAGAUCGCAGGUUUAUGUGAUGCUGCACUUGAUUGUAGAGACAGAGCACAGAAAAAGAAAGAAAAAGAAGAGUACAGAAAUACUCUCUGGAGGACAUGCAUCAUUAGGCAACUAUUGCUGUCCAAAAUGAACAGACUGUACCCCUCAAUGAAAUAGAGAUUGUGCCUACUACUAGAGACUGUGUUGAGAAACCUUAAUGUAUAAUUUGCUUUAAGAAUGUUAUUUUUAUGGUGCUAAUUAGGGAUGAGCGAAUCGAAUCUGAC
Molecule: messenger RNA, 1632 nt
Organism: Hyla sarda
Lineage: Eukaryota; Metazoa; Chordata; Amphibia; Anura; Hylidae
Product: interleukin-5 receptor subunit alpha-like
Exons: 12
Coding region: 183-1499 (438 amino acids)
Biological process (GO): cytokine-mediated signaling pathway
Cellular component (GO): external side of plasma membrane
Molecular function (GO): cytokine receptor activity; protein binding
Source: RefSeq, a predicted model, not a curated record